Molecule: messenger RNA, 447 nt
Organism: Laetiporus sulphureus 93-53
Lineage: Eukaryota; Fungi; Basidiomycota; Agaricomycetes; Polyporales; Laetiporaceae
Exons: 1
Coding region: 146-400 (84 amino acids)
Source: RefSeq, a predicted model, not a curated record
GAACGAGAACGCGGCUUUUAAGAUCAUUGGAGCAAUCGAUAUGAAGACACAGCGACUUUUUGCUGUUGGUGGCUGAGCAUCUGUUAGUUUCGGAAGUGUCUGAAAGCAACGACCAGUCACUAUAAGGAAAUCAUCCUUCGAACAAAUGGCGCACGUUGGUGUAUGCAUAGCAAUGGUCCCUCGGGCUCACGCCUUCUUGUCCUUGACGGCGGCAUUUGGGAUGACAGGCGCGAUACCACAGCGUUCGAGAGCGGGAGAUCGUAAAGGCAAGUGGGAAGUCUCGAAGGUGGGAGAGAGCAAGGUACAGAGGUGGGAGCCGAAAAGAACGAGCCAGGAUUAUGAGUCCGCUGUGUACGCCGGAAGCUAUCCUCGGCACGCCCGGCAUUGGCCAGCUGGAUAGAAGCCUGCUAUGAAUUUGAGCUGGACUUCGUGGGUACGUGCCAGCUC